UGCAAGAGAGGUUUGGGACAUGUCAUUAUAUAUGUCGAACAGUAUACGAAACAAUGAGCACAAUAGUAAUUAGAAUAAAGACAUACUUUCAGUAAACUCGUGCAGAAGAUUUUAAGGAAAUACGCGCAGAAGAUAUUAAAGAAAUACUGCAGCAUACAUGCCACUUAACGUUGUUUUUGUUGUUUUACAAUUGAGAAAAAUUUUAAAAAUGAAUUUUCAUUUCUUCAUGAUGCGUAUGCUAUAUUCGUUGAAUAUGCUGAUAUGGAUAAUUCUGUGCAAGAUGUUUUGUGUACUUAUUAUUUUAUCUAUUUUAUUAUUAAUAUUGAGGAAACAAUAUUCCAGAAUGCGAGCGAAUAGAACGCACAGCGAAACAGUUGUGGCUUUCUUUCAUCCUUAUUGCAAUUCUGGCGGGGGUGGUGAAAGAGUACUUUGGGCUGCAGUCAGUGCUAUUCAAAACAAAUAUCCCAAUGUACACAUAGCUAUCUAUACCGGUGAUCUUGAUGCACAUCCAGAACAAAUUUUAAACAAGGCUGAGAAGGUAUUUAAUUACAAAAUCGAGCAGAAAAUCGAAUUUAUAUAUUUGCAUGGACGCAAAUGGGUAGAACCUUCAAUGUAUCCAUAUUUCACACUUUUGGGGCAAAGUUUUGGAUCACUUUGGCUGGCCCUCGAAGCUUUAAAUACUUUUGUACCAGACAUUUACAUUGAUACCAUGGGUUAUGCAUUUACGUAUCCGUUAUUUAGAUAUAUCGGUGGAUGCCGAGUAGCAACGUAUACUCACUACCCUACAAUUUCAACCGACAUGUUGAGACAUGUUUAUAGAAGAACUGUUUCACAUAAUAAUAGUAGAGUUAUAGCUAGAAAUCCAUUUUUAUCAGCAGCCAAACUUGUUUAUUAUAAAUUAUUUGGACUUAUAUAUGGUUGGGUUGGUAGCAGAGCAGAAAUUAUAAUGGUUAAUUCUUCAUGGACUGAAGAACAUAUUAACGCAAUUUGGAAAUGCCCAUUGAGAACUCAUAAAAUUUAUCCACCAUGCAAUGUAAAGCACUUAACAUCCCUGCCGCUUCUCGAUGAUGAUGAAAAAUGUAAGAACAUUCGUAUAUUAUCAGUUGCCCAAUUUAGACCAGAAAAGAAUCAUCCAUUAAUGCUGAAAGCAAUGUAUGAGCUUAGAUCAAUUGUUCAAGAAGACAUUUGGGAGAAAACUCGUUUAAUUCUUAUUGGUUCCUGUCGAAAUUUUGAAGAUGAAGUACGUAUGAAAGAUAUGCAAGAUUUAUCAAAACAUUUUGCAUUAGAUGAAAAUGUAGAAUUUAAACUGAACGUACCAUACUCGGAACUUUUAUCGGAAUUUCAACGGUCAAUGAUAGGCUUGCAUACAAUGUGGAAUGAACAUUUUGGCAUAAGUAUUGUUGAGUGCAUGGCAGCGGGAUUAAUUGUAGUAGCUCAUGCUUCUGGUGGGCCAAGGGCUGAUAUAAUAGAAAUUCAACCAGGAUCGCAAAAUGGAUUUUUAGCAACAGAAGCUGAAGAGUACGCAACAAUUAUGGCACAUAUUAUUAACAUGCAUUCCGAAGGUAAAAAUGCUAUUAGGACGGUUGCUAGAGCAUCCGUAAACCGAUUUUCGGACGAAGUGUUUGAAAGAGAAUUCUUGCGAACGAUAGAACCAUUCUUUAGACAAAAACAAGAAUAACAAUUCUUAUCGAGAAUUCUUAUGAACAGAAUUCAUUUAUUAAUUUAAUUAAAAAUUAUGUAUAUAAAUAUUGCAAAAGAGAAGACUUAUUGGAUAAAUUUUAAUUUAUAAUUAAUUUUGUUAUUUAUUUUAUAUCUUUAUUUUCAUAUCCGCAACCUUCACACUCUAAACUAUAUGAAGCAUUACCUCCAUCAUUUCUAUUUUCAGAUAACUUAAAAUGAAGAUUAAAUUGUUUUAAGAUCAAUUCUGCUACUCUUAUAGCCGUUUCGGUGUGACAAGUGAGCUUCUUAUUUCCAAGAUUAAUUUUGGAAAUACCUUUGGCUAGAGCCAUGAGAAUAAUUAGCUGAAAUAUAUAGUAUAAUUAGCUGAAAUGUAUGACAAUGUCGUAUUACAAAAUUAAGAAAUUAUACUCUAAUUAUUUUGUGAAAAUAUAUGUACCUGAUCUUGUGCAUGUUCGUCGACGCAAGCUCUUGCUAAUAUCGUAUCCAAAAUUUCAUUAGCUGCCUGUACACCUGGUGCUAUUUGUUCUUGACGUCCAGAACCCAAUCCUGACCCGCCAAUGAUACAUCCGCUAGUUGUAGCGCACAUUACACUGAUCACAUUGUUCAGUUAGAAAUAUAUAAAUGUCAACAA
This is a messenger RNA of Frieseomelitta varia, 2311 nucleotides long. It is a transcript of the gene Alg11, whose product is annotated as GDP-Man:Man(3)GlcNAc(2)-PP-Dol alpha-1,2-mannosyltransferase. Gene Ontology annotation, cellular component: endoplasmic reticulum membrane. The transcript has 9 exons. The record is from RefSeq and is a predicted model, not a curated record. Gene Ontology annotation, biological process: protein N-linked glycosylation. Gene Ontology annotation, molecular function: GDP-Man:Man(3)GlcNAc(2)-PP-Dol alpha-1,2-mannosyltransferase activity. Bases 158 to 1678 code for a protein of 506 amino acids. NCBI's taxonomy places the organism in Eukaryota, Metazoa, Arthropoda, Insecta, Hymenoptera, Apidae.